Oncorhynchus masou masou (cherry salmon) is the source of this 2652-nucleotide messenger RNA. Its product is annotated as calponin-3-like. The record is from RefSeq and is a predicted model, not a curated record. Gene Ontology annotation, cellular component: actin cytoskeleton. Lineage: Eukaryota; Metazoa; Chordata; Actinopteri; Salmoniformes; Salmonidae. Gene Ontology annotation, molecular function: actin filament binding. The transcript has 7 exons. The coding region runs from base 437 to 1474 and encodes 345 amino acids. Gene Ontology annotation, biological process: actomyosin structure organization; actin filament organization.
AAGGAUUGAAUGGUAGCCUAAUAAUAAUAAUAAUAGUCAUAUAGCCUAAUCAGGGGAUACUUGACCAACCAAAUUGUGAAUCUGUUAUUGUGAAUAACGUGUGUUUAACGUCCUUGUUUCUUUAUCUUCCUUGCGAUCCAUGAGCGAGUGCAGGGGAAAUCAAGGCUUCUGAUUGGCUUACCGCAGGUCUCUCUUUUUUUUCGGUCGAAAGACAAGCUAUCUACUGCGAACCAGAACUUUCUGUGCAAGGUCAAUUCCGUUCUCUUUCCAUCUGCUCGCCGAAGAAUCGGGACAUUAAAGAGGUUUACGGAUUUAUUUUCAUAAUUGUAACUCUUGUACGGAACUUGCUACUUGGUAACAGAGGAAACGUGGAAGAAGUCGCAACUUUUUUUGUUGCGAAUUAUUGACACUGUUUUACACUUGCAAAACAAAGAAAAUGACUCAAUUCAACAAGGGUCCAGUGUACGGUUUGACUGCAGAAUUGAGAAGCAAGAUCGCAGGGAAGUAUGACCUGCAGAAGGAGGAGGAGCUCCGGUUCUGGAUCGAGGAGGUGACGGGCAUGCCCAUUGGAGAGAACUUCCAGAAGGGCCUCAAGGACGGAGUCAUCCUCUGCGAGCUGAUUAACAAACUGCAGCCUGGUUCCAUUAAGAAAAUCAACCACUCCAAACUCAACUGGCACAAGCUGGAAAAUCUGGGGAAUUUCAUCCGAGCCAUUCUGAACUUUGGCCUUUGUCCCAAUGACAUCUUUGAAGCCAAUGACCUGUUUGAGAAUGGGAACAUGACCCAGGUCCAGAGCACACUGCUGUCCCUGGCUGGUAUGGCGAAAACCAAAGGCUCAAAUUCCAACUGUGACAUCGGUGUGAAGUUUGCAGACAAGAGGACGCGCCAUUUCGACGAGGACAAAAUUAAGGCUGGACAAUGUGUGAUUGGACUGCAGAUGGGAACAAAUAAAUGUGCCAGUCAGUCUGGUAUGACAGCGUAUGGGACCAGGAGACACUUAUAUGACCCAAAGUCACAGACAGACAAGCCCUACGACCAGACUACCAUCAGCCUGCAGAUGGGAACCAACAAGGGCGCCAGCCAGGCUGGCAUGUCGGCUCCAGGUACCCGCCGCGACAUCUACGACCAGAAGUCGGCGGGACAGCCUGCAGACAGCUCCACCAUCUCCCUGCAGAUGGGCACCAACAAGGUGGCGUCCCAGAAGGGCAUGAGCAGCUAUGGACUGGGCAGGCAGAUUUACGACCCCAAGUACUGCGCCUCCCCCACAGAGCCCACCUCGCCCGUCACCCUCGGCAACCAUGCCGGUAGCCACGGCAACGGGAGCCUGGGAACAGGCACCAAUGGAUCGGAGAUUAGUGACAGCGACUACCAGGUGGAGUACCAGUAUCAGCAUGACGACGAGGAAGAGUACAGGGGCGGGUACCAACAGCAGUACAGUGGGCACUAUGACGAGGACCAGGGCAUCAACUAUUAGACUGACUGUGUCUCGUGUAAUUGCUCUAUAUGGGGUAAUAGGGUGCCAUGUUCCCCUCUGUGGGCCCCAUUUUGGCUUCGCAAAAAAAGUAGCGCUUGUUUGGACAACUGCAUUGCUUUUUUGCAUAGUCAAAAUGUCACCCUGUGUAGCAGUAGUUCCAAGUGUAACACGGUGUGUCUGGGAAUAUGUAAUGUUUAUAGUGGCCUUCUACCGGAAUCCGGAGGGUAGUUGCAUGUCCAAGUACCUUGACGGAUCAUAAGAACCGUAGGCCUAUAUAUAGUUUGAUACAAUUUUUGUGGUACCACUUAUGAUGAAGUUGUUUAAACUGAUGCAAUUGUGUUACUCUGGUAUAAAGCCACUGUAAUGUAAAGUAAGUGUGAGGGAGCGAUUUUGUUAACAGAGCAAGACUUUUACCAUCCUUGCUAUGUUUUUUUUUAAACAUGUUUUUUUUUUCCCUAAAAGGGAAAUGUUGGCUUAUCAAUCUAGCAUUCCUUUUAAACUCGUUAGAAUGUCAAUAUUUUCCGGCCAAUUGUAAUAAUGUAUAGAAUGCGGCAAGUCAUUUCAGUGUUUUAUGGGUUUUGUAGUUCUCACGGUUCAGAAACUCAACUAGGGAGUUCUGUGAGAAACAUUCCAUCACUGGCAUUCACUACACAUCAUGUUUACCUGCUCCCUCCUUAACUCUUUGUUUUCAAUAUACUAUAUCGUCUGUUCUCUUUCAUCUCCUUCAAAUCUGAUCCACAAGUCUACUGCUCUGUGGUAAGUUUUGGUAAGAGACUUAUGUUCUAUCCAUUCUGAAUAUACAGCAAUCAUAUUUUAGAGAAGGUUGGCAGGAGAAAAAGAUGGAUGGUUUUAGUUAAAAUCCUCAUGGCCGUCAUGUCCCAGUUUGACUUGAAAGCACUGCAAUGUUUUUGUAGUUCUCUGUUUUUGUACUUUCGCUGCCUAUCUUGAGACUCUCUCAGAAGAUCAUCUCAAAUGUUAGUUUCUGUCACAUGACCAAACUUCUUAGGUAUUUUUUAAAUGUUCUUCAUAUCUCAAUGAUUCGUUGUGCCAUAAUGCUCUUGUCUGUAUGUAGACCCAAUCCACUGUUGUAUUUAUUGCCAUUUUUCCCAAUAUAGACAUUUCUUCUAUUGUUUUGGUUAUUUUGUAUCAAUAAACUUUGUUUCAUGAAGUCUUCCAUA